AUGGGUGAGAGGAAGGUUUUGAACAAGUAUUAUCCGCCGGAUUUCGAUCCGGCCAAGCUUCCUAGAGUUAGAAGACCCAAAAAUUUACAAAUUAAAGUUCGUAUGAUGCUUCCGAUGAGCAUUCGAUGCAACACCUGUGGCAAUUACAUUUAUAAAGGGACAAAGUUUAAUUCACGAAAAGAAGAUGUUAUCGGCGAGACAUAUCUAGGAAUCCAAAUAUUCAGAUUCUAUUUCAAAUGCACUCGGUGCUCGGCAGAACUUACAAUGAAGACUGAUCCGCAGAAUUCAGACUAUAUUGUUGAGUCUGGUGCAACCCGAAAUUUUGAACCUUGGCGGGCAGAGGAUGUGGAAACUGAUGAAGUGAAAAAGAAAAGGGAAGCUGAAGAAAUGGGAGAUGCUAUGAAGUCCUUAGAGAAUCGAACGCUGGAUUCUAAAAGAGAGAUGGACAUCCUUGCUGCACUGGAUGAGAUGAAGUCAAUGAAGUCCAGGCAUGCAACUGUUAGUGUUGAUGAAAUGCUUGCAGCCUUGCAACGGACAGCAGCCGACAAGGAGAAAAGAAUUGAAGAAGAAGAUGAAGCCCUUAUAAAGUCAAUUUUCUCUAAUAGUUCAGAAGUUUCGAUCAGCAGAAUUCGCGAUGAAGAUUUUGAAACUGAGGAGGAAUUGUUUCAGCUCUCAAGUGGACAUUGUGAAACAUCCAUUCAUAAUCCUAAGAGGCUAAAAAUAUCAGAAGAUCUUCCAGGAAAAGCAACUGACGUUUUGACAAAAGCCAGUUUGGAUGACUCUGAGAAAGAAGAAAAAAAGAGUAGCAGUCGAGGAAAGCCUAAUCCGUUGGUGUCAAUUUCUGUUGUUAAGAAACCAGGGACCUCUAAUGUUAAAGGCCCUGCAGAACCGAAAGAAAAGGAAAAAGAGGAAGACGUUAAAACUAAUUCUACUACUGGACUGCUAUCUUUGUGCCAAAACUAUGGAAGUGAUGAGGAUUAG
Messenger RNA from Vicia faba (fava bean), 981 nucleotides. The record is from the annotation of a GenBank genome assembly. Lineage: Eukaryota; Viridiplantae; Streptophyta; Magnoliopsida; Fabales; Fabaceae.